This is a messenger RNA of Protobothrops mucrosquamatus (brown spotted pit viper), 1527 nucleotides long. RefSeq names its product DNA nucleotidylexotransferase (gene DNTT). Gene Ontology annotation, cellular component: nucleus. Gene Ontology annotation, biological process: double-strand break repair via nonhomologous end joining. Lineage: Eukaryota; Metazoa; Chordata; Lepidosauria; Squamata; Viperidae. The coding region runs from base 1 to 1155 and encodes 384 amino acids. Gene Ontology annotation, molecular function: DNA-directed DNA polymerase activity; DNA binding; DNA nucleotidylexotransferase activity. The record is from RefSeq and is a predicted model, not a curated record. The transcript has 10 exons.
AUGUCUUCUUCCAAAUUGUUCCUGAAAUUGGUACCCAGCCUGUGGUGUUCAAAGUGGAGGAUAACAGAAUCUGCAAGACAGCAGUUGUGGCAUCAUGGUCCAAGCUCUGCCCCUUUGGAUGCAUUUGAAAUCCUCGUUGAAAACUAUGAAUUCAAUGAAAAUAAAGAGUUUUGCCUUGCAUUUGGAAGAGCAGCUUCUGUGCUGAAGGGUCUUCCAUUCACUGUAGUUCGAGUGAAUGACAUUGAAGGGCUGCCCUGGAUGGGAGAACGGGUCAAAGAAAUAAUCGAGGAUAUAUUAGAAGAAGGGGAGAGUUCUAAAGUGAAAGCAGUGCAAAACAAUGAAAACUACAGAUCAAUUAAACUUUUUACUUCUGUUUUUGGAGUUGGACUGAAGACAUCUGACAAAUGGUACAGAAUGGGACUGCGAACUCUGGAAGAAGUAAAAUGUAACAAAAACCUGACACUAACAAGAAUGCAAAAAGCAGGGUUCCUGUACUAUGACGACCUUAUUAGCUCUGUAUCUAAAGCUGAAGCAGAUGCGGCAACUUGGAUCGUUCAAGAUACAGUGUGGAAAAUUUUACCUAAUGCUAUUGUAACAUUAACUGGUAGCUUCCGAAGGGGGAAGCAGACUGGACAUGAUGUAGACUUUCUGAUUACUGUUCCAGGAUCAAGGCAGGAAGAGGAACUGUUACACACAGUGAUUGAUAUCUGGAAGAAACAGGAAUUGCUCUUAUAUUAUGAUCUUAUUGAAUCAACAUUUGAAAAUACGAAGCUGCCAAGCAGAAAAGUCGAUGCUUUAGACCAUUUUCAGAAGUGCUUUGCAAUUUUAAAAGUCCAUAAGGAAGGAGUGAACAAAGGAAGUGCUGUCAGAUCAAAGGUUUUCGCUGAAGAAGAAACAAAAGACUGGAAAGCAAUUCGUGUGGAUCUGGUUGUUACCCCUUUCGAACACUAUGCAUUUGCUCUCUUAGGAUGGACUGGAUCUAGGCAAUUUGAACGUGAUCUGCGGAGAUAUGCUACCCAUGAGCGGAAAAUGAUGUUGGAUAAUCAUGCCUUAUAUGAUAAAACGAAGAAAAUUUUUCUGAGUGCUGCAAAUGAGGAAGAAAUAUUUUCACACCUGGGCUUGGAUUACCUUGAACCCUGGGAAAGAAAUGCCUAAAGAAAUUUUUAAUAAGGACUUGCUUAUGGAUCUGUCACAGGGGCAUCAUCAGGGAAAGUCAAUCAAGAUGGCAUCUACAACCACAUUAUCAACCCUGCAACCAUUCAAAACUAACUUUGUUGCACAUGUUGAUGUCACAUGCGUGGACAAAGGGGCAUGUUAACCACAGGGUCCUGGCUAUCCUCUUGACGUCUUUGACUCUUCUGCAAACAUGGCUGUUGCCAAUUGCUUUCACUCUUCCCCCCACUCCUCCUUCAUGGACAUUCAUGCCCAAGGUGGAAACAUAGUUUGGCAGAAUAAAAAAUAUAGUGGACAAAAAUUCAAGAUCAUGCCUGCAACCAUGCAAUUGAAGUUCUAGCACUUUGCAUGCAU